AUGAACCCACCAAACAGCAACCUCCGAGCCUUCAACCUCGCCGUCUCCACCCUCCUCAAAUCCCCCGCUCAAUUCCUCCCGCACCUCACCAUCCCGACCAUCACGCAUCUCCCAGAACAAAUCGGACCGGUUCUCGCAUCCUCAUAUACCAAUCCCACCUCCUCGUCCACGACAAACCCAACCCCAAAGAAACCAAUCACAAUCCGCGCCCUAAUCCUCGACAAAGACAACACGCUCUGCGCCGCAAAAACCACCUCCUUCCCACCGCAAAUCCUCAACAAACUAACCACCCUCCGGACCUCCCCAACCUCACCUUUCAACAUGCACUCCGCCCCUCACUCGAUCCUAAUCGUGUCGAACCGUGCAGGUUCCCACCCUCGCUACGACUCUGAGAUCACCGAACUGCAAGAAAACGGGCUCUCGGGGCUCCGGAUCCCCGUGUUCCGACUACCGCAGGGGAGCGAGAAGAAACCGUUCUGUGGACGGGAGGUCCUGGCGUGGUUUACGGAGCGGGGGGUCGUGAAGGGGCCGGAGGAGAUUGCCGUCGUGGGGGAUCGGUUGGGCACGGAUGUGUUGAUGGCGGCGCAGAUGGGGGCGUGGAGUGUUUGGUGUCGGGACGGGGUGACGGAGGGGGUUGAUCCGCGACGAGGGAGGGAGGAUUUGAAUGUCCUGGAGAAGAUGGAAGCGUGGUUGGAAAUGUAUCUGCUCCUACCGAUGACUACGCGGAAGCAGAUGGAGAUCAUGAUCUGGAUUGAAUUGUUCCUCUACUGUCGUCGCGAAGAAUGUCUCAGCUUCGCGACGACUAGUGCCGACUAUGAGCCGGCACUUCAACUAGCUAAUGCAUCAUCGACCAAGGAUUCCAACUCAGACCACAAGUCACCCAAAAAAGAUGACCAUCACAAAGGGAAAUAUGCAAACAAUUCCUAA
Messenger RNA from Aspergillus affinis, 927 nucleotides. Its product is annotated as phosphatidylglycerophosphatase. Bases 1 to 927 code for a protein of 308 amino acids. The record is from RefSeq and is a predicted model, not a curated record. Gene Ontology annotation, molecular function: phosphatidylglycerophosphatase activity. The transcript has 2 exons. NCBI's taxonomy places the organism in Eukaryota, Fungi, Ascomycota, Eurotiomycetes, Eurotiales, Aspergillaceae.